ACACCUCAGAGGCGCGCGUGCUGUGAGAGGAACAUGCGGAAGUGCGCUGCUGCGUGAGUGACGCUGCUGAAACGCAUCGCGCAGGUGGAGCUCCGGUUUGACCAGAGUCUAUUGUUGUCUGUGCGCAGUGGAGCCAAGCACAGACUCACAGACACGUAAGCGCGUCCGGAGAGACAAGUUACCGUGAGAACAGUCCUCUAUCAACGUCGAGAAAUGAGCGGAGCGAGCCAACGGAAAGCCGGGGCAAGUGCGCGCUGAGCUUCAUGGGCGGAGUGACCUGAACAGAUAUGGCAGCGGACAAAGUUGCCAUCCUCACUGAUGAUGAGGAGGAACAGAAGAGCCGGUACGCUCUGGAGCAGUCCUUUAACUCUGUUACUCUGCAGCAGCAUGCGCCCCCUACCUCUGUGGCCCCGCCCCCUGCAGACCCCCCUCGGACUGACCCCCCUCAGGCCGACCCGGUGGGCUGCUGCCAAAGGCUGCUCCUGCGCAUCAACACCCACUUGCUCAUCUCCAAACUCUUCUACUUCUUCUUUUACGCUGCCUAUGGCUCUCUGCACCCCCUGUUAGCCGUGUACUUCAAACAGCUGGGCAUGACGGCCAGCCGCAGUGGCAUGCUGGUAGGCGUUCGCUACUUCAUCGAGUUCUGCAGUGCUCCCUUCUGGGGAGUGGUGGCUGACCGCUUUAAGAAGGGCAAGGUGGUGCUUUUGUUUUCAGUGUUCUGCUGGCUGGCCUUCAACUGUGGCAUUGGCUUUGUUAAACCAGCCGAAAUGAACUGUGUAAAGGCCACGACUACAACCACAACUACCACAACUACAACUACCACAACCACAACUACUAUUAUGCCAACUACUACAACACCUCUACUGACAAGUAUCUUUUCUUCACCAAACACCACCACCUUACUCACUACCCUGUCCAAAGUCAAUAAUGUCAUUGGGAACGUCUCGGCUGAAGAGAGGGUCCGCCGCAGUCUGGAUGAUCCAGUGCAUCCCAUGGAGUUGGCCCUGCCCUCCAAAAUCAGCCUGCCAUCCAACACCACCCGCACUACCCAAACGACCACACCAAAAGCCACCACACCAAAAGCCACCACACCAAAAGCCACCACACCAAAAGCCACCACACCAAAAGCCACCACACCAAAAGCCGCCAUUCCCACUCCAAAAGCUACACUGGGCAUUACCAAACCAACCACAGCCUUUACCAGCUCUACAGCUGCCCCCUCCGAAGCCAUCCCCAGAGAAGCUUCCAACAGCAGCCUUCCCUCAACCAACACCACCCAGAGCCCCGCCAAGCCCACCCCUUCCCCGCUAUACCAGAUCACUUACAACCAAGACCAGGUACAGACAAUCUUCCUUCUCAUCCUGCUCAUGGUGAUCGUGGGUGAGUUCUUCAGCGCGCCUGCCAUCACCAUCGUGGACACGGUGACGCUGCAGUACCUGGGGAAGGCACGCGAUCGCUAUGGGCUGCAAAGGAUGUGGGGGUCGCUUGGGUGGGGGCUGGCCAUGCUGCUAGUGGGCAUCGGCAUCGACCAUACACAUCUGACCGUGGCCAUCGAGGGGCUAGGCUGCAUCAUACCAGACGUCAGACUGCAUGACUACCGCAUCGCCUUCAUCGUCUUUGGGGUGCUGAUGGGGCUGGCGUUCGUCAUAGCCACACAGUUCCACUUUGAGAAAGGAGAGGGAUACCUGAGCGAAGUGCCUGAGGGGGUGGUUAUGGAGCCAGGGCACGCCCAGGGACAGACCCCCUCACAGCCCGGCCUGUCCCCGGAGCAGAUCGCGCAACCUGAGUUCCACUACAGCAGUCUCCUGAAGCUCCUGUGCAGUGUGCGCUAUGGCUCUGUGCUCUUCGUGGCCUGGUUCAUGGGCUUUGGCUACGGCUUUGUCUUCACCUUCCUGUUCUGGCACUUGGAGGACCUGCACGGGACCACCACGCUGUUUGGGGUAUGCUCCGUGCUCAGCCACUUGUCUGAGCUCGCAGCCUACUUUACCAGCCACAAGCUCAUCGAGAUGGUGGGGCACGUGAGGGUGUUGUACAUCGGCCUGGCCUGUAACACGACUCGCUAUCUCUACAUCUCCUACAUCAACAACGCCUGGAUUGUGCUGCCCAUGGAGGUCCUACAAGGAGUGACCCAUGCCUCCGUGUGGGCAGCCUGCAUCUCCUUCCUGAGCGCCGCCGUGCCCCCCGCCCUCCGCACCUCUGCCCAGGGCAUCCUCCAGGGCCUGCACCUGGGGCUAGGCCGAGGCUGUGGAGCCAUGAUCGGGGGAGUCUUCGUCAGCUACUUUGGUGCUGCAGCGACAUUUCGAGGCAUUGGCAUGGCAUCCCUAGUCAUCCUCCUCAUAUUCGCCUUCAUCCAGUACAUGACCCAAGAGUCGGAGGAGAAAGAAAGCCAAAUACUGGCAGAGAACAUUCCUGUUCCCUCCAGCCCGGUGCCCAUCGCCACCAUUGACCUGGUGCAGAGUGGGAGUUUAUCGGGCAGCUCCACCCCAGUGCUCCCCGUGAAGAAGACCAAGCACCAGGAGGAGCAAGAGGACCCGUGGAUGCCAGCCUGGGGGGUCUCGGGCUGUCCCUGGGUCACCAUUGCCUUUGCCGUGGUGCAGAUCAAAGAGAUGAUGCGCCAGGGCAGGAGGGAGGAGCCGUCAGAGAGCCAGCCCCUACAGGUACCUAAAGAAAAGAACACAUGCACAAGCUCAGAGGAGAGUAGCGUGAAUGUGUCUGAGACUGGAUCUGAAGAAGUACCUACAGGACCAAAGACUACGCAGCAGACUCCACCCUCCACUGAUCAGAGUGAGAGGGGGAGUAGCUCUGAACAGGAACUGGCACAAGAUAACCCCGUCUUCCUACCAGACUAAUGCAGUGCCCACCUGUGGCCACAAGACUGACUCAUCUACUGAUUAAACUUAAAGACAAGAUCCUAUAACUGACUUGAAAGAUUUGAACCGUGUUAUAAUGUUGUUUCGGCAUCAAAAACCUACCUUAAGUUGUAUUCAUCUUUACUUAUUUAAAAUGUGCAAAUUAUGAUCUACGGAUGUCAUAGAUUAGAACAGUAUGGCAGACACAAGCACAAUAGGUCUGCUUUCAAGUCACACACCUUAAAGGGGCACUAUCUGAGUUUUUAGGUGGAGGCUCUGGAAUCUUUUGUCUCUGGACAUGUUGGUUUACAUGGAAUGAUUCACGAAGCGUCUUAAAGUGGGACUAAACACCUAAACUCUGCCCACAGCCUCAUUUCAAAUAGAGCUGAAAAACUGGGCAGUAGCUGGAGGACUAAAGAGGAGAGUGAAGGGGGCGAGGUCUGGACAUAUGAAGAGCAAUGUGAUUGGUCUAACAGGUAUCCACACUUCAAAAUUUGCCCCUGCCAUCAAGUGUUUGUAACUCUAAUCAGGGUAGUCUUUUGUGAUGUCACCAACUACUAGAAAUUGCAGAGGCCACAGAAAGCAUCACAAACUUGGAUAUAGGUAUGUUUUUGACUAGAAAGCUGAAAAUGCACUUAGUUUACAUUUAGCUUCCAAAAAAUGACUAGGAAGAGUAGAUAAUGCUUUUCUAAACAUCACAUUUUCCCCCAUUUGGCAUUGGAAACUCCUGAAAUUAUAUUAAUUUUAAUGCCUUACUUUGGAAAUUUCUAGACAGAGUGAUCCUAUUUCCAUGAGGCAAGCAAGCAACAGACCCUCCAUUAGAAAAGUUAGAUAGUGUACCUUUAAUCAGACUUUUUGCAUAUUUACGCCAUCACAUUUUUGACCGCCCAAUACGGCCUGGUCCACUUUAUGACAUCAUCAGACGGUUAUCCAGGAAGUCCAUACACCUUAAAGGGCCCAUAUUAUGCUGCUUAUGUGUUGUAAUGUUGUUUCCUCAUCAAAAAUAUACAUGUUUAACACACAAACCCUGCACAUUUAGGCCGAGUUCUACUCUCAAAAUGAAGCACUGUUCCACCUUGUGAUGUCAUGUGAUAAUACAGGAAGUGCUCCACUGUGUUUUUAAACUCCAUACACCUUCAUUAGAAUCAUUUGGAUACUUUCAGCCCUGGGAUUGCCUAAUGUCAUCAGAAGAUAUUGCAGACUUUCUGUGGCAAUCUCAACUGAACAAAAAGUAAAACUAAAAUAUUUUAGAAGGGGAAAAAUAUGUGGUUAUUCUAGUGUUGCAGUUUAUAACAGAUCAAAUUAGGCUACAAAUAGCUGUUAUCUUUAAAACUGCCACUGCCACUUAAUGACAUCACAAGGUGGAACAGAUUAUUUUGAACUUUGGAGAUCUAGACUGCUCAACAAUGCAGAGUUUGGGUUGUAUUAUUUUGCAUGAGGCUGCCAAUCCUGACAGCAAAUCAGUUUUACAGACUACAGAGCCGUUUUAAAGAAUCAAUGCACUGUUGGAGCACAUGAACAUUUUACACAAAUUAGCCUAGUUGAUAUUACAGAUUAGCAGCAAAACCUUUCUCAAAUUCUUAAUUCAAAUUAAAAUGAACUUAGCUGAAAGUUACACCACAAAGACUGUAGUUUAGCUGCAUUUAGAGGCAAAAGUGGGCGGGACAGUAUAAGGUCAAUUGGACCUUUAACACCAAGUCCUGGGGUUCAAAUAUGGCUGUCAGAUUAAUGGGCCAGGGACAGUGACACGUGUAGCCAGUUUAGCACUUAGCAUCUAGUAAAAGAAAAAUUCAAUUCUGUCAAUUGGAUAAAAAGUUGUAGGAGUGAAGACCUUACGCUGCUCAUCCAAGCCACUUCUUCAGUUCUGCUCAGAUUACUGGUGGACGCUGCCUUAUGUCUAUCUGGAGGAACUAACUCUUUAGUACUUAGUUACAUCGGGUGGCUCUGCAGUAACAAUAACCCUUUUUGCCAUGUGACUGCUCUGACCAGUCAGAGCGAGGGCAGGUUAGAGAGAUUCAAAAGCUGUCAUAGCUGUGUAGCUAACUUCUAUGCAAUGUAUAUGGAACUCAAUGUUUUAUUUUGAGUUGUAAACAGAGGUGGGUAGUACUCAGUUAUUUGGGUAACGUCUUAAAGAAAUUAUACUUUUCAGAGUACUUUUCUAGCAGCAUGCUUUUACUCUUACUUGAGUAAUAUUAUUAUUGAAAUAACGGUACUCUUACUUUGUCUUAAGUUGUGGUUCCUAAGUCACAAAAGCUUUAUGUUGAAAUAAUUUGAACAUUUGUGUUUUUUGCACAUCUCCUUCAGAUAUGAUUUAGUUUUCAUUUUUGUUUCUAUUCUAUGUAAAUACAAAAUUUUGUGCAUUAUUUUACAUUUUGUCCUUCAAAUUGUAUUCCCUUCAAAUUAUAAAUCAGAUGGCAUGCCCUGAUAGUUACUCUUUCAGUUACUCUUUCUAGAGUAGUAGUUUUUCCAGUAAUUUCUUGGACCACUACUUUCUACUAAUAUUAUUUUGAAGUACCAUUACUCUUACUCGAGUACUAUUUUUGGCUACUCUACCCACCUCCAGCUAUUAAUCAUGAAAUAUACCAACGGCAAGUAUUUUAAAAAGUUAGAAAAAAGCGCAGUAUGGGCAGGAAAUGAGAAUGCAGUGUAAAGGAGUCCACAGGCAGGUCUUUACUUGUAUUAUUUAUUAUAUAUUUAUAUGAUUGUGUACUGGUCUGUUGCACUUUUUUUGAAGAAAUCUGAAAAUGGAAGCUGACAUUUGUAACUCCUUUUGAUAGGGCAGUGUUGCAGCUGGGGUCUUUUCACUGCUGUCUAAUGCUCAUUCAAUGCCAAAAAUAUUUAAAAUGUGUUAAUACUUACUGUACAAUACUUUGGUUUGAAUAAAAUUUGACAAAUUUGAAAUGGG
Messenger RNA from Periophthalmus magnuspinnatus, 5754 nucleotides. It is a transcript of the gene mfsd6a, whose product is annotated as major facilitator superfamily domain containing 6a. Gene Ontology annotation, cellular component: plasma membrane. Bases 288 to 2849 code for a protein of 853 amino acids. The record is from RefSeq and is a predicted model, not a curated record. The transcript is spliced from 8 exons. NCBI's taxonomy places the organism in Eukaryota, Metazoa, Chordata, Actinopteri, Gobiiformes, Gobiidae. Gene Ontology annotation, biological process: antigen processing and presentation of exogenous peptide antigen via MHC class I.